AUGUCAUCUAAAAACAUGGCUGGCCAACACAUCCUUCCUCAAGCUUUGUAUCAGAGCAAUAUGCUGAAAGCCAUGAAGAUUAGGGAGAGGACACCUGAAGAUCUGGUCAAACCCCCCAGUGGAAUAAUUCACCACUUCAGGACUAUGCACAGAUACACCAUAGAAAUGUUCAGAAUGUGCCAGUUUUGUCCUCAGUUUCGGGAAACACUUCAGAAGGCCCUGACUGACCAGGCAACCCAGACUUCGCUGGAGCGCCAGAGGAAGCUCAACUGGUGCAUGGAAGUUCGGAGACUUGUCCCUUUGAAGACUAAUGGUGAUGGAAAUUGCCUCAUGCACGCUGCAUCGCAGUACAUGUGGGGUAUUGAAGAUAUUGACCUCGUCUUAAGAAAAACAUUGUUUAGUGCACUCAGGGAGAUUGACUCACGGAACUUCAAGCUCCGCUGGCAGCGGGAGGCUAUUAAAUCCCAGGAGUUUGUAGAAACGGGACUCCACUAUGACACCCGGAACUGGGAGGAAGAGUGGGAAUACCUCAUUGAAAUGACCUCCCCAGAAACAUCUGGGGCUCGAAACAGGCUUCCAUAUAAUGCACUGGAAGAAAUCCACAUCUUUGUCCUUGCUAACAUCCUCAGAAGGCCAGUCAUUGUCCUUGCAGAUAAAGUGGUGAGAAGUUUAGAGUCAGGCUCCAGUUUUGCUCCUCUGAAUGUCGGUGGUAUUUACUUGCCUCUCCUUUGGCCAGCUGAAGAAUGCUACAGAUACCCGAUUGUGCUUGGCUACGACAAUAUGCAUUUUACACCACUAGUGACUCUGAAGGACAGCGGGCCAGAAAUCCGGGCUGUCCCUCUGGUCACCAGUGAACGAGGCAGAUUUGAGGAUUUGAGUGUGCACUUCCUGACAGAUGCAGAAGAGAGGGAGAAAGAGCAGCUGCUGAAAGACUACUUGGUAGUGAUAGAAAUUCCAGUGCAAGGCUGGGAUCAUGGUACAACUCAUCUAAUUAAUGCUGCAAAGUUAGAUGAAGGCAACCUACCCAAAGAAAUAAACCUUGUGGAAGAUUACUUUCAACUGGUACAGCAUGAGUACAAGAAGUGGCAGGAGAACACUGAAUCUGCUAGGAGAGAGACCUGCUCCAGGAACAGACAAGAACUGUCUUUUUCCCAGCUCUCCCUCUUACAGGUGAAAUGUGAAACGCCAAAUUGCCCUUUCUACAUGUCUGUGAACACCCAGCCCUACUGCCACGAGUGCUUUGAGCGGAGGUCCCAGGGAAGCAAAGGAAGAAAGCAGGCCUCCAAAGCAGCAGCUGAGAAACUGAAGGCAGCUGGGUUGGGCUCCUCCCAUGGGGACGUUUGUGAGCCCGGGGGAUGGACAUCUGAAGGGCCUGUAACAGGGCCUCGCUCCGCACCUCCAACUGCUCCGAGCCUUUUCCUAUACAGUGAGACCACGGCCAUGAAAUGCAGGACACCGGACUGCCCCUUUACUUUGAACGUGCAACACAAUGGUCUUUGCGAACGCUGUUACACCUCCAGACAGCUUGGUCCUUGCAACAACUUGGAUGACCAGAGACAUGUAGACUAUGCUGUGUGCAAGGUGUGCCAUCAGAAGGCCAACAGGACCUUCAAUGGCAUAUGCAGCACUUGCUUCAAAAGGUCUACAGAGCGCUCCUCAAAUGGCAGCCCUGCUUUCCUGCCCACGUGCCACCAGAGAUCAACAUCUGACCCAUCCCAGAUCUCCCAGAGCCUCCUCCAGCACUCCUGCCGCCCCGCUCCCAGCAGCCACGGCGAGGAGCCCCCACCACCAGCACUGCCUCCCAAGGAGAAGAGGGGAGGGAACCUCUGCAGGAAACCUGGCUGCAAGUUUUUUGGGACGUCGCAGAAUGAGGGCUUUUGCACACUGUGUUUCUUUGAGUACAGGGAAAACCACG
Messenger RNA from Pterocles gutturalis (yellow-throated sandgrouse), 1915 nucleotides. RefSeq names its product tumor necrosis factor, alpha-induced protein 3 (gene TNFAIP3). Gene Ontology annotation, cellular component: nucleus; cytoplasm. The annotation marks the transcript as partial. Gene Ontology annotation, biological process: cell migration; protein K29-linked deubiquitination; protein K33-linked deubiquitination. The transcript has 6 exons. Gene Ontology annotation, molecular function: cysteine-type deubiquitinase activity; K63-linked polyubiquitin modification-dependent protein binding; DNA binding. Lineage: Eukaryota; Metazoa; Chordata; Aves; Pterocliformes; Pteroclidae. The record is from RefSeq and is a predicted model, not a curated record.